This is a messenger RNA of Geodia barretti, 1410 nucleotides long. The record is from the annotation of a GenBank genome assembly. Lineage: Eukaryota; Metazoa; Porifera; Demospongiae; Tetractinellida; Geodiidae.
AGGGGAUUCAGAGAGAAGGAAAGACCAAUAAUUGUGGACUGGAAAGACAGAGAGGGAAGGAGGACCCUAAUGAAUGUUAGGUCAGCCGCUCAGCUGUUUGAUGAAGUCACAGCAGACACACCAGACAGUGAAAUGCCUGUGGCUUGGCAGACAGUCUGGGUCUCCAGUAGAGCCCAACCUUUGGCACCCUGACCCCACAUUAGCACUAAACUUUCCUGUGAAAUUUUUCCCUCUGACCUCCUGUUCUAGGUAGUCAGCAUCCACAUCUAUUGUGUUUUGUGUUCUGUUGGUUCUUGUAAACACAGUUUCCACCUUUUUUGGAGUGUAAAACGAUCUGUCUGUCUGAGCUGGCCCCGGCAAGACGACGUGCUGUUGACAGUGACUCUCCUUCCUUUAUAUCGGACUUUACUCAUCGUCUCUGUAUUCCGACUCACUCGUUGUCUAAACCCAAGAGCCUGGGACUUCAUCAGUCUAGUCUGUGAACAAGAAACGGCGUAAACAAACACCGACAGGAUCUAGUCUCGACUUUUCUUAUACUCUCCGGAGGCCGCGAAGUUCUUUCAAGUUCUCUUUCUACAGAACCCAACACUCAGUGAAACUAUGGGACAAGGACACUCUACUACCAAGAAUCCACACCAACAGUCGUCCAAAUACGCUCCUCGAGAAUCGCCCGUUGAUUCGGGCGCCACAAACCUGUCAUCCACAAAGCAAAAGAAACGCGGUGGGACCCGAAGUAGCAGCACCAAAUCCUCGGGCGGGGGCGCCUCCACGGGGCUACCAUACGGCGGUGGAAGCUCCAAGAAGAGCGCGGGUAGUAGCAGAGAAGGGUCGAGAACUCUGCCACCUGCCAUUGGUGACAGACGGCUCCCUGCUGUGCCCGCUCAACAACACUCGCCUACUGGUUCGGGUAGCCCGCGCUCUCACGACCACCAACAUUACCAUCCAGCCAGCAGAACGUCUUCCCUGACCCACAACCAGCCAGUCAGCACCAGGCACAGAAGUACAGACAGAAAGAGCAAUGCACCCCCCAGCCUCCCGUCUCGACAGUUCUCACUCUCCAAACAGACUUCCACAGGGAGCGCCUCUGGUGGCACAUCCAAACACACGCAGAUUGAGAAAUACUUCAACCUAUACAAAGACAAGGAGGAGGCCGCUAUUCUCGCCGAGGGCAUAGAGCGAUUCUGCAUCGAUCUCAACGUAGACCCCACAGAGUUUAUUGUGUUGGUGUUGGCGUGGAAGUUUGAGGCCUCACAAAUGUGCCGGUUCACUCGUGAGGAGUUCAUCAACGGCUGCAAGAAGAUGGAGGCAUUCGACGCCAAGAGCCUCAGGAAUCGGUUCCCGCAGCUCUUGCAGGACGCCCGCAGCGAAUUUAAGGACUUGUACCAGUUCACUUUCAGUUUUGGUCUUGAU